Molecule: messenger RNA, 1092 nt
Organism: Solanum stenotomum
Lineage: Eukaryota; Viridiplantae; Streptophyta; Magnoliopsida; Solanales; Solanaceae
Exons: 10
Coding region: 1-939 (312 amino acids)
Molecular function (GO): protein binding
Source: RefSeq, a predicted model, not a curated record
AUGGUUUUACGGCAACUUGCAGACCUUGAACUGCUGUAUGCACGGGGUGAAUUUAGUCCAUAUGUUGCUGAUAAUCCACCACAUCAUAUUGACGAAUGCAUCAAAUAUGCCCAAAGGGCACUCGCUCUGGAUGACACGGAUGGGUCUUGUUUAUAUAUCUUAGGAAGUGCAUAUUUCUCUUCCUUUAUUCUGGAUGGAGGAUGGAAUCAUGAUAAUACUCUACGGUCAUUAGAAGCUUAUGAAAAAGCUGAGAAAACUCAUGAAAUGAAGUCAAACCCUGAGCUUCAAUACGAUUGUGGCAUUGUGAAUAGAUUUCUGGAGAACUACAACAAGUCCCUCAUUUGUUUAUCAGAUGCUGCAAUAACGGAUCCUUCUCUUGAUGUUUUACAUCAACUGAAAAUGACGGUCCAGCUUCUUGACAAAUUAGAAGGAUUAGUUCAGGGUAAGAGUAAUGACAAGAGUAAGGGGAAGAUUAAGGGAAAGAGUAAAGGAAAGAGUAAGGGGAAGAGUAAGGGAAAGAGUACGGAAACGAGCUUAUCUUCCCUGAUCCAGUCACUUGAUACUAUUGAUUUGAAUCUUUCAUACAACAGAGCAACCUUGGAUGUCUUAGCUGAAGGCCCUAACAAAGGGCUUGCAAUUAUAGGAGCAGUCCGGUGCUUGGUUAAGUAUGAGUAUAGCACUCCAUUAUACUAUGUGCUCUGUGACUCCAAUGAGAAUAGUUUUGUACUUACAGUGUUUGGCAUACAGAAGGAAGCGAUUAAACAAGGAGAUCAGGUCACACUAUUGGAGCCCUUUUGCAAAUUUGUUGAUUUUGAAUGGGAGGGAAAGCACUAUCAAUUCAAAUCUGUGCGAGUUAAUCUUGUGGAACAGGUCCUUGUAAAUGGAAAUGCUCUAUCUCCUAGUUUUGCUAUACGUCAACCAUUACGAUUAUACGCAUAACCUUCUGUCAAUGUCUGUAAGAUACCAAUUACAUUAAUAAGUGGGAUUCUUCAUAUACUUAACUAGGCAAAAUACUCAAAUGUUUGUUUACUACAUGUGUCAACUUGAUAUGAGAUUAACUCUACUGCCUUAUAUUCAUCUUCAUUUGCAAAA